Molecule: messenger RNA, 510 nt
Organism: Adineta steineri
Lineage: Eukaryota; Metazoa; Rotifera; Eurotatoria; Adinetida; Adinetidae
Source: the annotation of a GenBank genome assembly
AUGUCGUCAACUGCCGAACAUGCGGAGCACUCUGAUGAUGGACAUGGUCCUCCAACAAAAGAGGAGCAUCAAAAAUGGAAUGCCGAGUACAAACAGAAUUUUUUGGAUCAAUACCGUAAACAGCAUAACGAUGCACAAGUUUCAGCUGAAGAUGCGUGGCAGGUGUAUCUGACAGCAGAACAACAGUGGCAUGCCAAGUUGAAGGAACUUCGUCACGAACAUCGUCAGAAACAUCAUCAGGAGCAUCAACAGGAACAUCAACAAGGCCAUCAUCAAGGACAUCCUCAACAUCAGCCACAGCACGGUGCUCCUUCGGGCUACUUCGAUGAGACACACACACGUAUUAAUAAUGAACUGCACCAAGAAUUCCUCAAUGAUUUCAAGGCCACUCAUGCUGCCGCGGACACUAUCAAUGCUGAGCAGGCCUGGCCACUCGUUGACAAGGUGCAGCACAGCAGACAUGCCAAGUGGGAGGCUGAACAAGCCAAACAUCGUCAUAAGCAUCAAUAA